GCUGGAGGGUGGGGUCGGGCUUUCAGGGGUAGCGGCUUUCACUGAUACAGAACCCGAGCUGUGUGCCACUGAACAAACGAUUAAUGCAUGUAAAAAGAUAACAUUCCGACAGUGGAGUGGAUCAAGACAGCGUGUGGUAGAAUAAGAUAAAGUGUGUGUGGAGCAGCUGUAAGACACAUUCAGAUAUGGCGGCCAACAAGGGGAAAAGUCAGAGCUCCUUGGCAUUGCACAAGGUCAUCAUGGUGGGCAGCGGCGGUGUAGGCAAGUCAGCCCUUACGCUCCAGUUCAUGUAUGAUGAGUUUGUUGAAGAUUAUGAACCUACAAAAGCAGACAGUUACAGAAAAAAGGUUGUGCUGGAUGGGGAAGAGGUGCAGAUCGAUAUUUUAGACACAGCUGGACAGGAAGAUUACGCAGCCAUCAGAGACAACUAUUUCCGCAGUGGAGAGGGUUUUCUGCUUGUGUUCUCCAUAACUGAGCAAGAGUCUUUCACAGCCACAGCAGAGUUCAGAGAGCAGAUCCUACGUGUUAAGGCUGAGGAGGAUAAGAUUCCACUGCUGCUGGUGGGGAAUAAGUCUGAUCUGGAGGAUCGCAGGCAGGUGUCUGUGGAUGAUGCAAGAGCAAAAGCAGAGGAGUGGAAUGUACAGUAUGUGGAGACUUCUGCUAAAACACGUGCCAAUGUAGAUAAGGUAUUUUUUGAUCUCAUGAGAGAAGUGCGAUCCAAGAAGAUGUCAGAAAAUAAGGACAAAAACGGAAAAGGAAAGAACAAGAAGAACAAGAAGAGCUUCAAGGAACGGUGCUGUUUACUUUGAACUCCACAUGGACUUUCCAUAAACUAAUCUACUUUCUACUCUAAGGAACAUUUCAAUUUUUCUUUAUUACAAUCAAAACAUAAUUAGUGAUAAUUCAUCACUGACAAGGCCUUUCAUAUUUCCUUUCUCCAUGCAAACUGUCAUUUUUCAGUGAUUGAUGACCAGUGGCUACUUUGUGAGACUUUCUGUAGCACUUUAAGACUAACAUGGAGGGGACCAACCUGUAGCCAACACUACGCUUUUUUUUUUUUUAAUCUUGUGUAAUUUAUCUUAAUUUCACAGUUUAUUUUCAGCCUCAUUUGUGGCUUUACAUUAAUAGUAAUGUUUCAUUUAUUCAGAAAUAUAUUUUUUAAUCCUAUGCCACUACGUGGUGGAGGCAUUAUAAUUUUGGCUUCUUCCAUCUGUCCAUCUGUGAUUCUUGUUAGAAGUGUAUUUUAAGAGUACUUCAGGUAUGCAAAUUAGUAACAAGAAGGACUAGCAUUGGCAGUGAAUGUUUUCCUAUUGACAUUUUUUCUCAGAUUAAAGGAAAUUGCCAAUAUUUUAUUAACACCCAAAUGUUUAUAUUCCCUGCCCCUGUUUUGAAAAUGUACACCUAAUGACAGAAUGUUAGGGAGUGUAAAUAUCUGUAUUAAACUUGCUAUACACUGCUGAGACUACUGAUGUAUGGUAGAAAAACUUUUCUUCAUGAUACCUGACAGGAUAGAAGAUGAAAUGAGGUUAUGGUACCAAAAUGCUGUGUAUUCUUAAUGCCUGAUUUAUUCCAAUUCAAUCAAGUCUCCACCGACACAAUUUGUGGAGGUGUAUCAAAGACCGUGAAAUGAUGUUACACUCAACAGCACUAUUUCAUGAGUAAACAGCAGGUAUAGGAAAAGGAAUAAGGGCUUGGAAUGAGGCUGAAAUGUUCAACUAUUCUGGGACUUAACAAGCCCACUUUUGGCAUAGGAGAAUCUACACUGCCUCCCUCUGGUUGACAUAAAUAGAGGCACAUCACAUGGAUAAAUACUGCUUAGGAACUUAUUGCCUUGAUAUUUCUUAAGUUUUAUUGAGAUAUUUUUGUAGAAAGUAUGCUGCCUUUUCCACCAUCAGACCCCCUCGGAUAAAUGUGCCAUAAGUACUUGUGCCAAACUAAUAUUAUAAGUAUAGCAAUGACUUCUAACUGAUUGCUCAAUGGGAUUAUUUUUGUGGCUUGUUUUCUUUAGUAUUCUGAUACAUUCGAGUGCUACAGAUCCACCAGUAAUAUUGCUAAAAUUGUUGUUUUAUCUCAUUUUAAAGAUUCUGGCCUUUCAGAAAUGACCUUCAAUUUUUAUGAUUGUUUUCACUAGACAAUAAUCAAGAUAAUUCAAAAUAUGCUGCCAAAUAAACAUUUGUUGUAUUUCUCAACAUGGUCUUUACAUGCUCUGAGCUUCAUGCUAAUAUUAGUUUGUAGAAUGUUCUCCCUUUUUUUUCUUUGAAACAAAGUGCAUGUAGAAGAUGGUUUGAUGGCAUCAUGCAUACAGACUUUUCUCCAACUGUCUCCAACUGUAAAAAUUUCUCCCUAUACAGCGACCCAUGGCUUCCUGCCCAAGGCCAUACAUACAGAUAUGUCUACAAGAGGUAACUUCCAUAGCAACCCAUAGCAACGGCAUUCCUGUAUCCAUAUAUUACCUAAAAGAGAGCCUUCAAGUACAAGCUCUUGACUUGAAUCUAUGUGAAUGGGGGAAAAAAGAUUUAUACCUAUAAUAGUUUGUAAUAUACCUGUUUUUUUUUUUUAAUCUAAAAUUCACCCAAAUGCUGCUUAUUACUGCUGUUAGCAGGAAUUAGCCUCUGAUUUAUUAGUAUAAUGAUUUCUCAUAGACCUGCUAAGGAAAAUGAAGGUGAAUUAUAAACGAAUAAUCAGACCAAGCAGAAUUGGAGCAAUGGUUACUUGUGUGCAAUGGAUAGAUGAGUCCAGAAUUUUUUAUCCCAUAGAAAGCAUAGAAAUUUUUGGUAACAAA
This is a messenger RNA of Hemibagrus wyckioides, 2782 nucleotides long. It is a transcript of the gene ralba, whose product is annotated as v-ral simian leukemia viral oncogene homolog Ba (ras related). The transcript has 5 exons. Gene Ontology annotation, molecular function: GTP binding; GDP binding; GTPase activity. The record is from RefSeq and is a predicted model, not a curated record. Gene Ontology annotation, biological process: Ras protein signal transduction. The coding region runs from base 186 to 809 and encodes 207 amino acids. Lineage: Eukaryota; Metazoa; Chordata; Actinopteri; Siluriformes; Bagridae. Gene Ontology annotation, cellular component: plasma membrane.